This is a messenger RNA of Plenodomus lingam JN3, 1113 nucleotides long. RefSeq lists its product as uncharacterized. The record is from RefSeq and is a predicted model, not a curated record. Lineage: Eukaryota; Fungi; Ascomycota; Dothideomycetes; Pleosporales; Leptosphaeriaceae.
AUGGAACACCUUCCCAUAUUCUCAAAAUCCCAAAAUCUCGCUCUUCUGUCACAUAAUCGCAAAUGUGACCUGAUUAAUGGCUUUUGGCCGUACCUGGGACUGAAAGUUGAGGACUACAUUGAAGAGGAUUAUGUCGACUUCCUGGGUUAUAUCGAUGCGGUGGGUACAGGUUUGUGGCCAUAUAGACAGAGUUUUGCUAUCCAGGAUGUGAAGGGUUUGCUUGUCAUAGUCGCCAAUCUAAGACGUUACCAGAAUUCGGUUAGAGAAACGCUCGUAGGAGAGGUGAUGAAGAAUCUCUCGACAUCAACAACCCCAGAGCAUGUUGCCCGGUCUCUAGAAAUCGCCGCACGAUUGUGGCUGGGCAUAAACGUCGCUUCGAAAAGCCUAUCGGUUGGCCCCAAUUAUCCCAGAGGAAGCCGCAUCGAAUGGCCCGCAGAUAGAACUCUUGCAGAAGUCAUUUCCAAGCAACUUUCGAACAAAGCAUCCUGGGCUCCAAUCGACGAAUUCUCUCUCGAUGAAUCCUUCACAGCGGUGAACUUGAAGAACAUUUGUCGACUGCGCAUUCAAUGGACGCACAAUUUAGCCGAUCAUCUCCGUAUGAAGGGCCUGCGCGGCCGCAGAAGCCUUUUCAUAUACCGGCACAAGAUCCUCCUCGUAAAUCAUCUCAGGGAUCCCAAUCCCACCAUAAUCGAUCCAUCAAUUCUCGAAGAAGCAAUUCGAACACUCGACCUCCUCUUCCCCUUUGGCGACUCCAAAUCAGCAGACUUCCUCGAAACUGAAGGCGUGCACUUCUACAGCAUAUCGUCUGGAGGUCCACGGCCGUACGAUCUCGACGAAUUCAUACACUGGCGGAAUCAUUUGGCGCAGUUGUUGCGGAUCCUGCAUGGGCCUCCAGAAACAGCCACACAAACAUUGACAGACACCCGGAAUCUAUCACAAUUUGCAACUCUGUGGGUUGCCAUCUUUGGAGUCUUCGCAUUGACGAUCCUUUUUGGUAUCCUGGCGACGGUUUACUCGAUCAAGUCGUAUCGUGUGGCGCUCGGGUCGUAUAAUUUGGCUUUGACUGCGGCUUGUCAUGAGUUUCCCGUGCUGCCGCAUUGCCAGCGGCUAUGA